UACUUAACAGCCUUUACAUGUUUGAUUCCCUAACACAUUUUGUCCAGGAUCUCAGGUUGUGGUUGACAUUCAUUCAUUUCACUGUGGUUUCUCCAUCAACAGAAGAGAGCAGGAAGUUGUUUCUGUACAGGUCCUUGUUCAGCUUGGUGGAUGCUCAUACCUAUCUCGCUCUAACUGACCAAAGGUUGCUGGGCUGGUAUCUGUGUUUGUCCCCAGAGGACAGAAAGAUCAUACAAGAUGAAGGAGGGUUUCACCAGUUUCUGCAAAGACAUCCUGCCUUAGAACUGUCCAGGCAUCAUGUUUAUGUGAAGUAUAAUAUUGGAAGCAGCAGUCCUGUCCAGCAAACUGUGACGUCCAACAAACAGAAAUCAACAAGCGCAAAGACCUGCAGAUGGGAGACGAACCAUACACAUCUGGAGCUGGAGAUGCAUCGCGGUAAUAUGACGGAUUACAUAACCCAAGCUGGCUGUGGCAACAGUGGAGAUGGAUCACAAAAACAGCCACAUGAGGAAAUCUACCACACCUCACAGCUGAUCCACCUGCCGGACAGCUUCCAUACAGCCUACAACAGCUCCAUCACACAGGAAGCAAGCCAUCAGAUGGCCCACAGAGAGCGGCUGAAUGAAGAAGAGCCAUCAAGGCAGAUUGCCAGUACCAGCGGUGUCUCUGUGUAUGAGGAUGCAGCUGCCUCGGAGAGCUUCUCUCUGGGGAUGGAGCUGGAGAGAUGCAGGCAGAGAGGAAAUCCUGAGCUCAGGAGUCAGAUGUCAGAUGUCAGUGCAAGCUCCACAUGUGCUGAAGUCAGUCCAUUAGAGUCUGAAUGGGCCGCAGCUGAAAAAGAGUCUUCCUCUGAGGUCUACAGCUUUGACAGUAUUGAAAUAGAUGGUAGAGAGGACAAUGACGGGAGCAUUGUCCAGUCAGUGGAGCUAGAACAGGUGAACCGCGCUCCCACCUGCGACGCUACGGUUGGCACUGAGCAGGCACUGUGUGUGUCAGCUUCAACCCAGACCGAAGACCCAGAAACAGCUGACAAAAACGUCAUCACUGAAGUCCACAUGUCAGAUUUGGACUACCUUGCUAAGGAAUUUACCAAACUCAGGACGGCUCAAGAGGAACUGAGAGAGCGAAAAGAGAAAAGUUCGGUUGGUAAAUUGAGAAAGGAAUGUGACUGUAUCCAGCGUGCUCAGCAGGCAGAGCUGUGCCUCCUGGCCCUGCAGUACAGCAUGUGCAGACAGCACUGCUGGAGAGUCUACUGUACCUCUGCUGAGGGAGAACAGCUCACUGCAGCGCGUGGAGAUAUGAAACAGUGUUGGCCAAAGGACCCUUCUGAAAACAUUUUGAGUGUUCUGCAAAAACUGGAAUCUGACUAUAAUCAGAUGAGGGAUAAGAUCCUGGACGGGUUUCCUCUGGAGCAACUUAAGCCUCUUUCUGUUGACUCUGGGAAGAUAACCACAGGAGUGACUUACAUCCCUGCACAGGUGAAGAAGGUGAACAGCAAACCCAGCAGAGCAGUCAGUCAUGUCCUCCAGGACAGAGGUGCUAACCAUGAUGCACGCAAGCCGGAAGAAAAGCAGACAAGUGCUGCAUGCAAAGAGCUCAGCGUGAGCGAGGCGUGGUACGAUGCUGAAGAAGACCUGGAGGCUGCUGCUGCGACGGGACUGGACCAAACAGCGAUCUCAGAAGACAGGACCAAUGAAUCUGCCAGUGAUGAGGCCAAGAGCUCAGUACUCUGUGUUUCCAACCUGCCCAGUAACGUGACACAGAGUGAUGUGAUGCUGUGGUUUGAGAAAUACCAUCCCUCUGAAGUCAGUGUCUCUGUUUUAAAGAACGAUGUGAGAGUUGCCAUAGUGAUGGUAAGUGGCCCCCAAUCGGCUGAGGCUGCAGUGAGAGAGAUGAAUGGCUUCAGCAGGGAAGGCCAUACUUUAAAUGUGGAGCACAUCAGCGGAGCUGUUGGUGGGAGCCAGACCCGGAGCCAAAGCCAGGCCUCGGCCUCCGUCAGUGAGCCUGAGUCCUCACAGGAGGUCACCAAACCACAACCGCCCAAGACUGACCUCAGUGGCGCAGAAAGAAAGUUGAUAUCUCAGCCACCUCUUAGCUCAGGCAUCAAGAACAGGAAGGUGAUCUGCAUCUCGCCCACGGCAAAGGGAACCUGUGUGCCCCAACACUAUGGCACCAUGGGCAGCUUCGAUACUCUGAUGGCAGAGCUGACACAGCGCCACCCAGAGGUUGGGAGGCAGAGGAUUGUGGAUGCUCUGAUAGAGCUGAGGGCCAAGCACCGGGGCAUCCUCAGCGGCCUGCCCCUCAGGACCAUCAGGGAGAUGACGUCCGAGCUUCUGGCCAAACCAGCGAGUGCUACACAGAUAUGAGGAAGCAGGAAUCAAUACUUUUUGGUUUUUACCAGAGAUGUGGAUGUGAUUUUGUUUUGGGUUUUUUUUUCAGCAUCACAUCAAGUUUCUUUUUUACAACUUAAAUAUUUCCUUGAAGAGGGAAGGAAUCAGUCUAAAAGUAAUUGGACGUGAACCUGAGCUGAAAAGGUUCAGUUUGCCUUAAAAAGUAGUUCGGAAACGUUGUCUGUGCUUUCAGAUUUUUGUUUUUGAUUGUUGAGAGCGGAGUUUUUUGGAGCAUUUCAGGUUUGAGGGUUUCAAACGUUGCCUCGCCGGCUUCUGAGUUAGUUUUAAAGAUAAUAGUUUACAUUCUAAAAUGGUGUUUAAGUUUACAUACAGUUGUA
Molecule: messenger RNA, 2725 nt
Organism: Toxotes jaculatrix (banded archerfish)
Lineage: Eukaryota; Metazoa; Chordata; Actinopteri; Toxotidae
Gene: rbm44
Product: RNA binding motif protein 44
Exons: 17
Coding region: 18-2363 (781 amino acids)
Molecular function (GO): RNA binding
Source: RefSeq, a predicted model, not a curated record